AUGGAGGUGCGUGUGGUGAGUUUGAACGUGCACUCGUGGCAAGACCGCUGGCGUCGCUCCAACACGCGGCGGGUGGCCGCCCUUCUGCGCCAGCUGCGCCCCCACAUCCUGUGCCUCCAGGAGGUGCAUGCACGACCGCGGUGGUUCGCCGACGACUUUGGUGCGGAGGGCGAGGAGGACCCCAAGAGCACCGACCUCUCCCUCUUCCAGUCCCUGCUCGCCCUGCCGUUGGAGGGCGAGACUCUCACGGAGGACGGCUGGCCAUGGGCGUGGGAGUGGCUCAGUCUCGCCGAAUCGGGCGGCAGCGCGGUGGCGUCGCGUCUGCCCGUCACCCACCGCCACCUCCACCGCCUCCCCACCCCGGACCGGCCGCUCGUAGGGCUGCGGGUGGCGACGGGCGGGCCUCUCGGCGCCGUCGACAUAUUCAGCGUGCACCUGGACCACCUGCAUGAGAGCCGUCGCACGGCGCAGAUAGAGUCGCUUGUGGCCUACCUCGACGAAGCCGGCUGCGGCCCUCUCCGCGCGCUAUUGGGCGACUUUAACGCCCUCUCCCGAGAGGACUACGACGACGGCGAGUGGGAGCGGAUCGGAGUCAGGCGCCAGGGCGCGCGACUGGACCCGCCCUCGGCCGAGGCCACGGAGCUGCUGCGCCGGCUCGGCUACACCGACGUCCGACACACCACCACCACCGCACACGAUCACAACGAUGAAGACGAUGCACGCGACAAGGUCGAUGAUGAAGCUGGAGACGAUGAUGACGAUGACGAUGAUGAAGAGGUGGAGGUUCACACCGAGGGGUGGACGUGCUGGGCUGGCACGCGGGUGGACUACGCGUGGCUGUCCAACGACCUCCAACGGGCCGUGGUCGACGCGCGACUCCGAGUGGUGCCCGACCUCACUGUUUCCGACCACCGGCCUCUUCUCCUCUCCCUUCAUGUCCAUGAUCCAACUCCAUCAACAGACCAACCUGAUUGCCAGGUGGCUUCGUGA
Molecule: messenger RNA, 990 nt
Organism: Acanthamoeba castellanii str. Neff
Lineage: Eukaryota; Discosea; Longamoebia; Acanthamoebidae
Product: endonuclease/exonuclease/phosphatase family protein
Exons: 6
Coding region: 1-990 (329 amino acids)
Biological process (GO): GPI anchor biosynthetic process
Molecular function (GO): catalytic activity
Source: RefSeq, a predicted model, not a curated record